AUGGCCUAGUGAAGAUGCGUUGCAGUCAGGCUGCUGGAGUCUAAGUCCUGCCUCCCACUAUUUUUUCAGAUUGCCUUACCUCUGAAAUUAUGUGAUGCAGGAGACACAAGUCCUAAGACUUAUGUGUAGUAACAGUUGACCAUGAGCCUGACGAUAGAAGGGUCUCCAAGAAAUACUGACUACUCCCAUUCCCAGAAUGCCAGCCAAGUUCACCAGCCUGGUGACACUCAGCCACUGCCUCCACAGUUAGGUCCCCAGACCAGCUGCUCUGGUCUCAGUGGUGCUAAUCAAGAUCCCCAGGCUGGCUAUCUUGACUCCCAGGGUGCUUCUCAGAGUCCCCAGACUGACUCCUUGAUCCCAGAAGCUGGCUUUCCUGGUGCUAUCCAAGACAGGCUUCCUAUCCAAAGUCAGCCAAAAUAUAAUUGUCCAAAUCCACUUGGAGCAGUACCACGGAUGCCAAAUCCACUAUGUCCAUGGGAUGGCCCACCUGGGCUGGAAUGGUUAGAUCAGGUAGAUCUGAUUCUAGUUCACCAGCAAGUUGAAAUUCUGGAAGUCUUAACGACCUUUGAAUGUAAUAGCAAAUAUGAAAUUAAGAACAGUCUUGGACAGAGAAUUUACUUGGUAGUGGAAGAUACCCACUGGGCAAUCCGAUAUUUUUGUGGAAAAUACAGGCCUUUCACCUUGAAGAUUUGUGAUAAUUUGGGCCGAGAAGUCGCGACUGUGGAGAGGUCACUAACAUGCAAAGGCUGCUCUUGCCCAUGUUGCUCUCAUGAGACAGAAAUCCAAGCUCCUCCUGGUGUUCCAAUUGGUUAUGUGAAGAAGAUGUGCUUGCCCUGGCAGGACAAAUUUAUUGUUCAAAAUGAGAAGAGAGAGGAUGUACUAGAAAUUAUGGGCUUUUGUGUUUUGUGCAGAUAUUGUACAGAUAUUGAUUUUGAGGUUAAAUCGCUUAAUGAAGAAUCUGUAGUUGGGAAGAUUUCCAAGCACUGGACUGGCUUUGUUCAAGAAUUCUUCACAAACGCUGAUAACUUUACUGUCAAGUUUCGUGUAGGCCUUGAUGUGAAGUUGAAGGUUGUGAUGCUUGGAGCAUGUUUGCUCAUUGACUUCGUAUAUUUUGAAAAGAAGCGUAAAUCUUUCUUUAAGUUGAUAUAAACUGCAACUGAUCCACAGUUUCUUCUUUACUUCAACUCUGCAAGGAAGAUUUGUGCAGAAACCUGCCCAAUAUCAUCAAAGCCCACGCAAAUUCCAGGACAAGGCAAACAUCUUCUAGUUCAGUGUUCACAUUGGUGAAAAUUA
This is a messenger RNA of Octodon degus (degu), 1293 nucleotides long. Its product is annotated as phospholipid scramblase 2-like. The transcript has 9 exons. The record is from RefSeq and is a predicted model, not a curated record. NCBI's taxonomy places the organism in Eukaryota, Metazoa, Chordata, Mammalia, Rodentia, Octodontidae. Gene Ontology annotation, molecular function: phospholipid scramblase activity. Gene Ontology annotation, biological process: plasma membrane phospholipid scrambling. Bases 142 to 1149 code for a protein of 335 amino acids. Gene Ontology annotation, cellular component: plasma membrane.